CUUUAAUGAUAACAUUUACGAUUCAAUAAGCAUAGUUAUCUUAUAUUGACUUGUCAAUCAAUAAAUCAUCAUCUACUAUAAUCAAUUUUGGCUCUUUUUUUUUUUUAACAACAGAUAUCAAUGUGACAAGUGUACAUCAGAUAGUAGUACGCUUUACUUUGACUAUCACUUGCAUAUUGUAGCCAUUAUUACCUAAAUAACAAUGGAACACGUAAAUCAUAUAGCUCCUUUGUUAUAAUUUUGAUUCUUGUUCGUUGGAAAUUUAAAUAUAGACUACUUGGAAUAAACCGGCGCUUUCUGCUUAUCAUAUCCCGAGUGACUUGUACCACAAUAGAUAAACAGGGGAAAAAUACGUCUACCUUCUCUAUUUAUUUAUUUCUCUCCUCUCUUCUUUUUAUAUACAUAUAUGCGUUUAGUACCAAGAGAGUUAGAUAAACUAUUAUUACAUCAAGUUGGAUAUCUUGCACAAAAGCGUUUGGCACGUGGCGUCAAGUUAAACAGAACAGAGGCAACAGCCUUAAUUGCCUCCCAACUACUCGAAAUGAUGCGUGACGGUGUCUAUACAGUAGCUCAGCUGAUGGAUAUUGGAAAACAGAUGUUGGGUAGAAGACAUGUCAUGCCAGAUGUGAUUUAUACGCUUCAUGAAGUGCAAGUAGAAGGCACGUUCCCAGAUGGCACCUAUCUUGUCACUGUACACGACCCUAUUUGUACUGAUAAUGGCAAUCUUGAAAUAGCCUUAUAUGGAAGUUUCUUACCUAUGCCAUCACAAGACAAAUUUCCAUUACCUGACAACCUCGACCCAAAAUCUGCACCAGGUGCUAUCGUUGUUAAGCCCGGUACGAUCGAAUUGAACGCUGGUAGAAGAAAGAUAGCAUUGUCUGUCACAAACUACGGCGAUAGACCUAUUCAGGUUGGAUCUCAUUUUCACUUUAUUGAAGCCAACGCGGCACUUCAUUUUAAUCGAGCUUUGGCUUAUGGCAUGAGACUAGAUAUUCCGGCUGGAUCAGCCGUUCGUUUUGAACCUGGCGAUUUCAAAACGGUGACACUGGUAGAGAUUGGGGGUAACAAGGUGAUUACGGGUGGCAACAAUUUGGCUACAGGGCCACUAGAUCUCAUCCGUUUGCCGACCAUUGUAUCAGAACUCGCAGAAAGAGGAUUUAAGCAUGAUGCGAAUGCACCUAUCUUGACUGCAGCAUCAUCAACAACACUCGAUCGAGAAUAUUAUGCAGAUCAUUUUGGACCCACGACAGGCGAUCUGGUUCGUUUGGGAGAUACAGAGCUCUGGGCUCGCGUCGAAAAAGAUUAUACCGUGUAUGGUGAUGAGUGCAAGUUUGGUGGUGGUAAGGUGUUGCGCGAGGGUAUGGGUCAAGCAACCGGAAAAUUAGAUCAUGAAGUACUUGACUUGGUGAUUACAAAUGCAUUGAUUAUUGAUUAUACCGGUAUCUAUAAGGCGGACAUUGGUAUUAAGAAGGGUAUUAUUGUCGGUAUCGGUAAGGCAGGUAAUCCCGAUGUCAUGGAUGGUGUCACUCCUGGAAUGGUUGUCGGAGCAGGUACAGAAGCUCUGGCAGGAGAAGGAAAGAUAUUUACGGCAGGUGCUAUUGAUUCACACGUUCAUUAUAUUUGUCCACAAAUAUGUUAUGAGGCCCUAUCAAGCGGUGUAACAACUCUGAUUGGAGGAGGCACGGGUCCGAAUACAGGUACAAAUGCAACGACUUGUACACCAGGAAGCCAUCAUAUUGAAAUGAUGAUGAAGGCGACAGAUGAUAUUCCCUUAAACUUUGGUUUCACUGGAAAAGGAAAUUGCUCACGACAGGAAGAGCUGGUUGAACAUAUCAAAGCAGGCUGUCUUGGAUUAAAGCUACAUGAAGAUUGGGGCACGACACCAGCAGCCAUUGAUGCAUGUCUGCAAGUGUGCGACAAGUACGAUGUUCAGGCUACCAUUCAUACAGAUACCUUGAAUGAGGCUGGAUUUGUAGAAUCAACUGUCGAUGCUUUUAAAGGAAGAACUAUCCAUACCUAUCAUAGUGAAGGUGCUGGAGGAGGUCACGCUCCAGAUAUUAUCACUGUCUGUAGCCAGCCAAACGUCUUGCCAUCCUCUACUAAUCCUACACGACCAUUCACUGCAAACACAUUAGAUGAACACGUUGAUAUGUUAAUGGUAUGCCAUCAUUUAUCUAAAUCUAUACCAGAGGAUGUUGCAUUCGCAGAAAGUCGAAUCAGAGCCGAGACAAUUGCCGCAGAGGAUGUCCUCCAGGAUAUGGGCGCCAUCAGUAUGAUCAGUUCUGAUUCACAAGCGAUGGGUAGAAUAGGCGAAGUCAUCCUUCGUACCUGGAAGACGGCUAGUAAGAUGAGACAGCAGCGUGGUAAAUUACAGCAAGAUGAAGGUGUAGAGGGAGAUAAUUAUAGAAUCAAAAGAUAUAUCGCUAAAUAUACCAUUAAUGUUGCUUUGGCUCACGGCAUUAGUCACUUGGUUGGGUCCAUUGAAGUUGGCAAAGUAGCAGAUUUAGUUUGCUUCACUCCUGAAUACUUUGGAUCCAAGCCUGAGCUUAUCCUGAAGGCAGGUAUUAUCGUUUGGGGUCAAAUGGGCGAUGCCAAUGGAUCUAUUCCUACAACGGAACCUACUAUCUCAAGACCCAUGUAUGGAGCCUACCCAUCUAGUAUAUCAUUUUCGAGUCUAGUGUUUGUGUCACAGCUUUCUUUGGAUGAAGGUGUUGUGCAAGCUUAUGGGUUACGUAAACGUAUAGAGGCCGUCAAAGGAUGUCGUACUGUGACUAAGGCAGACAUGAAAUUAAAUGAUGCCAUGCCAAAGAUUACAGUCGAUCCCGAGACAUACAAAGUAAUGGCUGAUGGACAAGAAUGCGUUUGUGAUCCUGUGUCGUCUUUACCCUUAACUCAAUCUGUAUAUCUUUUCUAAUUUUUAUAUUCUUAUUGUCAAAAGUAGUAGCUGUAUUUUCUACUUUGUGUGUACACCCUCAUUUUCUGCAACAUUCCCUUUUUCAAAAUAUAUAACAUCAUUUAUAACAGCCGUGUCGUUAAUAAUACAUAAAAAAAUAAGGUUUUCUCUUUCGAUUGCUUGGAAUAUUCCUUUUUGUCCAUUCUAUUUUCUUCCUUUUAAGCGCUCUUAGCAACAAAAAACAAACUGCUAUCCUUUCUACAAAGCAAUAGGAUUUAAACAUAUCAUUGCUGCAAAAAC
Messenger RNA from Rhizopus microsporus ATCC 52813, 3193 nucleotides. RefSeq names its product urease. The coding region runs from base 407 to 2914 and encodes 835 amino acids. Lineage: Eukaryota; Fungi; Mucoromycota; Mucoromycetes; Mucorales; Rhizopodaceae. The transcript has 7 exons. Gene Ontology annotation, cellular component: urease complex. The record is from RefSeq and is a predicted model, not a curated record. Gene Ontology annotation, molecular function: nickel cation binding; urease activity. Gene Ontology annotation, biological process: urea catabolic process.